GCUGAAAGAAUAAUGUACAUAGUAAACAUAUAAUUCUUAAUCAUAGAAUGAAAUUGAAGAAAGCUCGAUGUGAAUCCAAUGAAAUUAUUAUAGCAAAAAGCAGCUGUGUGAAGAAAACAAGAGUUUCUCCUAACCAGAAUUUUAUACUCCUAUUUUCAACAAAAUUAUGUUUGAAAGCCAAGAUGCUAUAGAUUUAAAACAACUGAAGCAUUCAACUGGAAGAAUACCAGAAGUGAAACAUUUACCUUUGAAGCUAUCAAAACUUGCUGUGCAUAGUAAAUGCCUCAAUUGUAGGAUGUGUGUCAAUAUACUUCGAAAGCAUGCCAUUAGGAAGCCUUUUAGGUCUGAUACAAUUUACUUCCCUAAAAAGCAAGUCAGACACAUAAGUAUGUACAGUCCUGUGCAUUACAGUUUGAAAAAUGAUCUGGUUAGAAAAUGUAGCAAUAAAAUCUAUAUACCCAAAAGAAAUGGCUGCACAGAAUAUGCAGCUAGGAACAUGAAAACGGGCAAUGGUUACCAGUUUGAAGUGAUUAGCAAAUCAUUUUGUCAGAUAUUCCAAGAAGACAAAGUUUCUACACCAGACAUUGUUUUCUAUUCUGUGGGCUUCACUGUUUUGUGUACUUCUGGCUCUGUAUACGUUUUGCACCCAAAACUAAAUUUCUCCCACAAAAAGUUGCACUUCAGGAGAAUUCUCACUGCAAAGCACCUAAAUUAUUUCAGAUUAAAAAUAUGGCUAAAGACCAAAAGAAAUCUAAUGUUUAAAACAUUUAACUCACAAGGAUUUCCUGAAAAAGAUACUAAAUUUUUAGUUGGUAAUAAAGACGAGAUAUGUAAUCAGCCUGACCUGGAAUGUUUUCAAUGUUUAGCACAGAAAUACUCUAAAAUAAUUGACUCUUUACCAAUUAAUAUUGAUGAAUUGAAUCUGUGCCACAAAUAUAGGAACAGUGUACCUAUCUAUGAAUUAAACAACACAAAACACUGCAUUGCUUGUUUUGCAGUGUUUGUCAAUGAUAUUUUUGAAAUAAUAUUAGAUUUCUGUCAACCAACUUUGGAAGUAAUUAUCAUAUUAUUGAUCAAUUUAGAAUUUCAUGUGCCUUUCCUUUUAAAAGCACAGGAAAAUGUAAUUGAAUUUUGGGAUGGAUUUUACAUCGAGUAUUUGCAAUCUUUAGUUAUGAAAACGAUCCAGCUUCAAAAAUUAAAUUUGAAAUUGGGUAAUUCCUCCUGGAAAAUGUUUUUUUUAAUGACAGAUCUAAUUAUAAUCACCAGUCUUAAUGUGAAUGAAUUGAAUUACCUAUUAGUGAUAAUCUUGCCAGAAGCUUUUGGUGCUUUUGAAGAUUUUCCUAGGCCCAAGGUGACUGCACAUAUAUUUGUUGGUAAUGGCAUUUGUAAGAUGCAUCAAAUGUUGCGAUAUUUAAAAGAUAAUGUCUCUUCAUUUGACGUGUGUACUCAAUAUAAUGGUGUAGGAAAUUUAUGUGAUAGGUUCUCUGAAGGAAACCAUUCAUCAUCGAAGGUACCAAAGGAGCACUUUAAGCCUUUAAUUCCAAGUAAUAUAUUGGCCUCACCAGCAUUAAUAAUGGAUAUAAAAGCUAGAUAUCUUUCCUUUUUCAGACAGCUAUUUUGUUAUAAGUUAACCAAACUAAUAGAUUUUAUUGCUGUUUUGGCAGUGUCUGAUGGUGCCGAAGCCAAAAUAUAUUUGCUGAUAGCAAAUAUAUUCAAAGCUAUAAAACUAAGGUUGUCACCAGUAGCUAUUAAACACAGAAAGUUCUGUUUUAGAAAUAGUCUUCAUACCAAAGCUUAUAAAUCAUUCAGUGAGAUUUAUCUUUGUAAGAAUCUGUUUGAUUGUUCACAUAUUUAUUUGCAAAUUAAAUUAUUUGAAAAGGCAGCUGUGCUGAUGAUUAUAUGGAAAUCAUCAGUUGUGUUUCCUUUUGAUCCAUUCAAGCAUGCAUUUCUUACAACAAACAUUCUUUUAAACACAAAGGCUUCUGUUGAGAAUUUUUAUUCUACUUUUGUUAAUUAUAAACAUUUCCAACAAGGACUCUUUUUUUAUUCAAAAUUAUACAUUAAAUCAGGAAUAAGGGAACAAAGUUAUUUUGAAGAAUUUACACAGAGUUUAGAGUGGGGGAAAUAUGGGAUAAAACAUGUAUUUUUAAAUAUGAGAAUUAAAAUCAUGAAAUUCUGUAAAUUUAAUGUGAAUAUGUUAAUGAUUAUGGCCACAAGGUAUCUUUUGAAAAGUGUUCAUCAAUCAGACAUAGUCAGCAAACAUGAGAUGUUGCCUUCAGAUAUUUUACAUUCUUUAAGUUAUGAAAAAUAUUUAUCAUUUGCUAAUCAUUUGAGAAUUUUAAGUCAGAGUUUGUUUAAUUUAUUCACUUCUCUGAUUACAAUAUAUACUAUCACUGAUUAUGAUUCCUCAAGAGACCUAUACUGUUCUUUACCCAAUUGCAAAUAUAAUACUCAAUGUUUAUGUGCAAUAAGUGGUGUAAGAUUUGGUAUCAUGGGUUUCAGAUUAAUUAGAUUUCAGCUGUGGUUAGAUUUUCCAUUUUUCAAUUUACAUUUAGAAAGAAAUGAACAAUUAUGUGCUGAUACACAAUUGAAUCCAUCUCUGUGUAUUGGCCAUGAUAAAAUAAGUAGAUUAUCAAUGUUGAGUAUAAUCUGCAAAUACUUCUCAUCAGUAGAACAAACUAAAAUAAAAUUCCUAACUUUUUCUUUGAUUAAAACGUAUAACAUUUCUAGAGUAUUUACUAUCGAUUAUCAUGUAACUGUUUUUCAUUGUAAUGGGUUACAUAUAAGAAAACAAUUAAAAAAAUGUCUACAUAUAGGAAAAACUGACCCAAAUUAUCCUACCUCUUCAGAUAAAUAUAAAGAGUUUUUAAAAAUUUUCUGUAACUUUUCUAUUUGUGAUAAAACCUCUAAGUUGAGACCAUUUGAUCCAAAGCCAUUGCAUAAUUAUGUUGCAAACAAAGAAACUUCACAAACAAUGUCAAUAGUUAAAAGAAAUCAUUUUGGAGACUUGUGGGGAAAUUCUGUCAGUUUGAAAGAACUUUUGUUUGGCAUAAAAAAUAAAACUAAUUUUCUAAAAUCAGACUUAUUUUUAAAUACUUCUCCAGCCAAGCUGUUUUAUCUGAAGUCUUCAACAAUGCAAUUUUUUAAAAACUUUUUAAAUGAAAUCCCAAUCUUAAAUGUGACAUAUACUUUGUGUAUAAUACCUGUUGAGAGUUCUUCAAAGCCAAAAGAGAAUCAUUUCUUUGAUGUACCAUGUCACCCUACAAAAUCAUCAAAGCACAAAUCUUUGAAUGAAUAUCCAUCUGAAUCAGAAAAGACUGCACCUUCUUCUCUGAGUGAUGUUCAAAACAAAUCCAGCAGUCCACACAGCAGUUCCAAUUACAGACAAUCGCAUACACAAUCAGUGAGCUGUGCACCUUCAAACACGUGCAACAAUGCACCAGCUGACUUCAGUUUAGUACCUUCUCUGCCUUUCACAGCGUCGUUAACGGACGAAAUAACUAUUAAAGAAUCUAAUCACGGCUUCUAUUUACCUGAGAUGGACAGCAUGAUGCCAACUAGUAAAACAUUUGUACCAAUAGACAUGGCUAACAUACCAGUACCAACUUAUGGUUUCAUGAAGGAUUCCCAUUAUUACGGAGGAGAUAUGUAUUUUGAUAAUGGCCAAGGAUUUUUAUAUCCACAACCACCACCACCACCACCAACACCAGCAGCAGCAGCAGCAGCAGCAGCAGCACUUAAAAGACCAAUUAUCCAGAGAGCAAUUCCAUAUUUAGACAUGAAUAAUAUUAGUCACCAUCAAGCUGUGAAUUUUCCUUCACCUAUCGCAAAUGGAUAUGAAUCCUUUUCUAGCAAAUUUCAAAGAAAACCAAUUCCUCAUUUGUCAGACUCUUCACUUAAGGAAACUUCUAUGAGACGAAAAACCAAAAGAUAUCAACGGAAAUUUUCUGCUUUUCCUCCUGAUCCUGAAUUUGAGGCAGCUUUCCGCAGAACGAUGGUCGAGCAGUUUGCAACUUUCACAAACUACCCGUUUGAGUUUAGCAAAUGGUGUUUGGAAUGGUCUCAGUGGGACUACGGGAAAGCAGCACAAACAUUUAUAUACAAUGGUAUCUAACUGGAAUCAUAAAAGUCCUCAACUCUGUGUCUCAUUUCCCAGAAAGUAGAUUCUUCAGGUGGCCAACUGAUGGAGUUGCCAAAAAAAUCAGAUUAUUUUCGUGAUAAUCAUUCUGGAUCUGUGUUCUAAGUUCAAAUUUCACCAAUUUCAAUUUCUUGAAGUUGAUAGAAAAAAUCCAGUCCCGCAUUGAUGUCAGAUCUUCUCUUUUUGUCACUCUUUUUCUUCUGUCCAUCUGUCUCUCUCUCUCUUUCUGGAAGAAAUCACUUGUAGUCAGGGAAGGAGAGGAAUGGGCUCCACAAUGCAAAAUCGCCCAAGACAUACCACAGGCAGCGCUCCUUGUAACUCCCUCAAGGAGUUGUGGAUCCAAGUUAAAAAGAAAACUUUACAAUAUUUACUUUCAGAAAUAGAAUUCUUUUGAGGUGGGUUUUGACAUCUAAUC
Octopus bimaculoides (California two-spot octopus) is the source of this 4553-nucleotide messenger RNA. RefSeq lists its product as uncharacterized. Gene Ontology annotation, molecular function: protein binding. Gene Ontology annotation, cellular component: nucleus. NCBI's taxonomy places the organism in Eukaryota, Metazoa, Mollusca, Cephalopoda, Octopoda, Octopodidae. Gene Ontology annotation, biological process: mRNA transport. The record is from RefSeq and is a predicted model, not a curated record.